AUGACAGGCCCCAGCGAGCGUCUGGUGGGAGUGGGGAAGGGGCAGCCACCACCAUCAGUCUGGGGCGGGAAGCUUACCUGUGCUGCGUACUGUAUGUGUGCACUCCAUGACCGUACUACGUAUAUCGAUCACGCUGCAGCUUCACGUCACGCUGCCGUCAUGACAACUGAUGCACCUCACAUCUUUAACCCUCUGAUUGCUGGGGACCACCCAACAUCCCUUCCACGAGCUAUAUCAACCAACAUCACUGCCAACACACCCACGCCCCUCACCCACCCUCACCCAACUCGCGCCUCCCACCAGACACCCAUCAUCAUCACCCAGGCACCCGCUUUCCACCCACCUCCCUUCCUCACUCCCUCCCUUCAUCCUCCACACUGUGGCAGCUGGCGAGAGAAAGCAUUCCUCUGGUAUAGUCUUCGGAACAAACAAACAGAGGUAGCAGGUCCUCAGUCACCUCCCCGCGUCCCUCUUAAACACAGAAUCUUUACGUCACGAGGGGAGCUCAGCCUGGAGACACCCAUGUACCCGGGCGUGGCUAGCACUACGCCCUCUGCUCUGUCCAAUCAGUGGCGGGCUCACCCCACGCCGGCCAAUGGGAAGGCCUUGGAUACUCGUAAGAGGGCGGCGAUGCCAAGGACUAAAGCGGUCCCCAAGGAAGCUCACCCACCUUCACCCUAUGCCAUCCGCCCCCAUCCUAGCACCCUGAUACCCCUACAUCACUCAUACUACAACCCCCUGAACCUCACCCGAUUCCCUCUCCCCUCUCCCCAACUCACCCCCUCUCAUCCCCUCCCCCAGUACCCAGACAUCCCCAGUCCCACACUUUCUCAGUCCCACUAG
Messenger RNA from Portunus trituberculatus (swimming crab), 843 nucleotides. RefSeq lists its product as uncharacterized. The record is from RefSeq and is a predicted model, not a curated record. The transcript is spliced from 6 exons. Lineage: Eukaryota; Metazoa; Arthropoda; Malacostraca; Decapoda; Portunidae. The coding region runs from base 1 to 843 and encodes 280 amino acids.